GGAGGCGGGAUCUUCUUCAUCGAAGCCAAUCGCAGCCGCUCUGCCGUUCGAAGUAACCUGAGGCGCUUCAACAAACCUCUUCGCAGGAUGUGAGGAGCCGGUUUGCUUCCGGGCGAGGAGGGAAAGCAUGGAAGAUGAGCUCGCAGAGAGGGAACGUAUCCCGGACGCGAGCUCAACGGCACCAGAACGCUCAAGGCUUCCGGAAUGACAAGUAUGACUCCAGCGCCCAACGCAAGAAAAUCAAUGCAAAACACCACGAAGGGCUCUGUCAACACUGUAAGGAGGUCCUGGAAUGGCGGGUGAAAUUCAACAAGUAUAAGCCAUUAACACAGGCUAAAAAAUGCACAAAAUGUCUGCAAAAGACUGUAAAAGAUUCUUACCAUAUUAUCUGCAAGUCAUGUGCCUGCGAACUAGAGCUGUGUGCUAAGUGUGGAAAGAGGGAAGACAUCACAAUUUCAAUUCAGACAAAUCUGCAGCAUACUGAGCAAAAGCCUUCCCAAAACCAUCAAAGACAGAAUAACAAAAAGGAUGCAUUUGAGAAAGAUGAUGAAACAAAUUUAAGUGGCUUGGAAGAUGAAGAUCUGGAUUUACUCACAUAGCAGAUUAAAAACUUAAACUGAAAACUACAGGGAUCUAAACAAUUUCUUCAGAACAAAGCUUUUAGGCAUCAUUUCAUUUCUUCCCAAAUGAUUUGUUGGACAUUCUUGCUGUGUGUGGAGUUCAUGGCAUCUGGAAACAGUUUUCACAAAUCUUAUGAUUCCGUUUUCUUCAAGAACUAAAUUUGCUUAAACGUUCUGUUGUUAGGAUAACAUUUUUAUUUAAUAAGUUAAAUAGCAACAGGUAUGGUAUCCUAUAUCUGACUUGAAUGUAUUUGUUAUUUCUCAUUCUUUUCCUGACUCCUGUGCUUACUUUCAGCCACCUUAUUCCUUUUGUUUAUAAGCCAACUAACUUCCCACUUCAAUUUUUUUUCUUCAAUGAUUGUUGUUUCAUUUUUUACAUUUAUUUCUGCAUAUGUAGUACUUCCUUUUCCAAAUUAUUGUCUUUAAAGCAGUGCUUCUCAAUUAUUUUCUGUCAUGCCCCCCUAGGAAGAAGAAAACAUUUUUCGCGCCCCCCGCGGACUGUAAAUAGUAUCAUUAUUAAAAAUACUUUAACCUGCAAAACAAAAAUAUAUAAAAUAAUUUGAGCUGAUUUUUUAAUCAGAAGUGAUGUCUGGAUUAAUGGCUACAAUGAGCACGUUUUGCAAUGCAUAGCUUUUCAAAGCGGGGUUUGAAGCAGGACACAGCAACUCUCAGCUCCUUCUCAAUGUGUAGCCGAGACCUCCUUUCUUUCAGGCGUUUUUCUGUACAGAGGACCGAUUUCCGGGUCUAAAAGUCACACGGGUGGGUUUGGCCAAUCAGGAUAGAGCAUCAUGUCUAUCCAAUCGGGUCUGUUCUCCUUGAAAGGGAGGAGCAUGCGCAGUCACAUGUACUGGCUUAAUGCUCACUAUCGAUGUAAAUGUCAGCAGUGGUAGCCCGAUUUCUUUAGCAAGUUUGAUUAAUUGGGGCAGCGUUAUGUUUCACAGGAGAAGGUCAUUGUCAGUCAUUUGAACAUCAAUUGGGUGCACAUCCUUCGGGCAACAAAGUAAGUGUGGACGGACGUCCCACACUAAAGAUGGCUCCGACAGGCUCAUGUCACAAGGGUUUUGGACAGCCAAUCAGAUGCUCCCGUUGUUCUCUGAUUGGAUACAGAGACAUAAACACGGGGCUUAGCUUGUUAUGACAGUGUUUGCCAAGGUCAAACGCGCCCCCCUUUACGGAGCCUCGCACACCCCCUGGGGGGCGCGCCCCACUAUUUGAGAAGCACUGCUUUAAAGAGAUAACAGCAUCACAAAAUCACUUAACGAUUUGGCCUAGAACCCCAUCAUAUUAGGGGAAAAGCAGAGCUGAUCCAUCUCCUUGACUAAGGGGAAAAGGAUUUCCCUAUCUUCAGUGGCCACUCAUGCUAUUGUUUCUCCUCUUGUUAUAAGAAAUCAUAAUCAAAUAUUGGAGGAGCAUAAACUGUUUCUUCUUUUUUUGUCUGCUUUUCUUCUUUUCUCUUCUGCCAUUAAAUUGUUUCUCCCUCAGCCUUACUUUAACACCACUGAUCUUGUAAAGCAUUGUGAGAGCAUUUUGUAACACACAUGCACAGAAUAAAACACAUAAUAAGCAGAGGCCAGUCAGAUCCAUUCUGUGAAUCCUAUACCCAGAACACGAAAGAAUCUAGUGCUUUUACUGCAAACCCUUUGUACAGUGCCUAAGUGCCAGGAUCCCUAGUGGUUCCGUGCUUAGAAUGCAGUAUUGCAGGCAAACUCUGCCUACAGCCUGGAUUUCAAUUCUGAUGGGGCUCAAGCUUGACUCACCCUUUUAGCCUUUCAGGUAGAUAAAAUGACACAGAUUGUUGGGGACAAUAUGCUGACAUUAUAAACCGCACAGAAUGUGCUGUAAAGUACUAUGGGGCAGUGUAUAAGUCUAAGUGCUAUUUCUUUUGCUAAGAUAUAGUGGCCAUACUGAUAAAGAUAAAAAACAUUAUCAAGACAAGUAACAGAUCCUUUCUAAACUGUAAUUACUUUCAUUUGGAAAAUGAAUUGUCAGAUGGGAAAAGGAAACCAGCCGCUUUACAAGAAAUAUGCUUUGUAUCAUUCCUAUCCUUGGUUUGGAGAAAAUUAAAGAAAUUAUAGUAUAAGAACAGUUUGGAUUGUA
This is a messenger RNA of Ahaetulla prasina, 2717 nucleotides long. It is a transcript of the gene C2H9orf85, whose product is annotated as chromosome 2 C9orf85 homolog. The coding region runs from base 135 to 599 and encodes 154 amino acids. NCBI's taxonomy places the organism in Eukaryota, Metazoa, Chordata, Lepidosauria, Squamata, Colubridae. The record is from RefSeq and is a predicted model, not a curated record. The transcript has 4 exons.